AUGACGACCCGCAAACAUAACGAUUUCCUAGACAUCGCGGCCAGUGACGAUGAGGCCAGCGGCAGCGACCGCGGCUACGACUCCGAAGCCAAUGUGGUGGAGAGCAAAGGCCGGGCCGUGAAGCGGCGACGGACGACAAGCACACAAAAUUUCUCGCAGGAGUCUGACGAAGACGAGGAUGAAGACAACAAAGAUACCGAAAACAAAGAUGAAGAUAACGAGGACGAAGACGGUGGCGCAAGCCUAAAAGACUCAGAACAACCCAGCACCAAACCAGCCAAGUCGCUCAAAGCAAAGGGCAAGCUUGCUAAGCUGUCUAAACUGGCCAACGGAAAAGAGCCCAAGAAAACACGCUCAGGCGUCAUAUACUUCUCUUCCCUCCCGCCAUAUCUGAAACCCUUCGCCUUGAAAGCAAUGCUAGAGAAGAGAGGGUUCGGAGAUAUCACGAAGAUCUUCCUAGCGCCUCUUCUCCCGUCUGCAGCCGGUAAUCGAAAUCGAUCGAAUAAGAGAAAACUCUACACCGAAGGAUGGAUCGAGUUCGCCAACAAGAAGACGGCCAAGAUCUGCGCGGAGACAUUGAAUGCGACUAUUGUUGGUGGUUUGAAGUCAAGCUGGUAUCACGAUGAUGUCUGGAACAUAAAGUAUCUCUCACGGUUCACUUGGGAUGAUCUUAUGCAAUCCGUACAACGAGAGCGAUCUGAACGGGAAAGCAAGCAGAAGAUUGCUGAUGCUCGCGAAGCCAAGGAAGCUAAAUUAUUCAUUGAGGGUGUUGAGCGUGGUCGGAUUGCUGAUGGCAUGGCGAAAAAGAAUGAGGAGAAGAUGAAGAGGCGGUUGGAGGAGGCUGGUAAUGACGAUAAGGAACUGCCGCAGCCCAAGAAGGCUGCGCAGUCUACAAAAAGGCGGUUCCAUUUCCAGCAGAAUGAGGUUGUUAAGGGAUCGAAGGAUGGCGCUAUGGCCGAUGAGGCGAAGCGGGUGCUCGGGAAGAUCUUCUGA
Molecule: messenger RNA, 993 nt
Organism: Penicillium vulpinum
Lineage: Eukaryota; Fungi; Ascomycota; Eurotiomycetes; Eurotiales; Aspergillaceae
Product: RNA-binding ATPase activator ESF2
Exons: 2
Coding region: 1-993 (330 amino acids)
Biological process (GO): endonucleolytic cleavage in 5'-ETS of tricistronic rRNA transcript (SSU-rRNA, 5.8S rRNA, LSU-rRNA); endonucleolytic cleavage in ITS1 to separate SSU-rRNA from 5.8S rRNA and LSU-rRNA from tricistronic rRNA transcript (SSU-rRNA, 5.8S rRNA, LSU-rRNA); endonucleolytic cleavage to generate mature 5'-end of SSU-rRNA from (SSU-rRNA, 5.8S rRNA, LSU-rRNA)
Cellular component (GO): nucleolus
Molecular function (GO): RNA binding
Source: RefSeq, a predicted model, not a curated record